AUGGAGCAAGCAACGCCGAAAGACUUUUUGGACCACUUGAAUCAAGGACAUUACCAGGCUGCACUGGAUCUUGGCAACGAAUUGCAACUCGACACGGACAUCGUUUACAAGGCGCAAUGGAAAGCACGUCGACAACAACGCGAGUUUGCUUUGUUACGUCAGGAUGUCAUUGAUUUGCAGUUAAUUAAAGAUGAUGCGUGGGUAAUCAGCGAAUGCCUUGAGACGUUGGCAGACGACCCAGACGUACAGUUACAAUUACUAGACCUUGGUAAAGCUCGUGUCGAGGAACGAACCGAGGUCGUUGCUCAGCAGUUGAUACACGAUAAUAUGGCCAUUCAUACAGUCAGUGAAAACGAAAAACAAUGGCUGCGAACGCGUCUGUACUUUUUACAAUACCAAGACCGUUUCUACACGUUCCGGAAAAUAUGGCCCAGCCUUGCAAAAGACAAAUCGUUUGGAGAAGCGUACGGUCAAUUUCGAGAUGCUAACCUGAUUGCGCAAGCGAUUGAAUUUGCACGUCUUGGACAACAUAAAGCGCUGGAUGCCCUGUUUAUGCAUCACGGUUCGGAUAUUCUACCUCAGCGACUCUUUAUCCUAUCUCAAAUCUCGGAAACCGCCGAUCCCAGUAGUUUUGAUUUGCCUCACGCUUCCAUGGAUCACGAAGAUCGUUGGCUGGAAGAAGCUUGGCGCCAGCACAAAGAUAUUGUAGAAAUGCCCAUAAUACGGACGGAAAUCGAAAAGUUUGUACCCGAACACACCGCUUACCUUGCCAGCCUCCAGCAAAGCGUUUCGUCCGUCGAAUACCCUACCAGCGCCAAAGUCAUUGCUCAAUGGUACUUGGAUCGAGCUUACGCUACAGACAGGAUCGGAUUAAGCAGCCAAGCGUUAGAGUUGCUUCGCUAUGCACAAGUCAUGGGCGUGACAGGCAUUGAGGAUCACGUAGCAAAAUUUGAAUGGUUAUGCAAAUUUAUCUAUUCCGGCGCAGUCAAUGUCAGUGAUCGAUUAAUUACGUUCCAAGAAUUUGAAACGUUGGCACCGUAUGAAGUCCUCGAAGGUCUACUCAUUCAGACAAACCCUUCAAUGAUUGUGGAAGACAUGCAUCGACAGGUACUGCCUUGGUUGGAGGUUUGCCGCAAGCGAAUGCUCCAAGCUCCGGAGGAGAAUGAGGACGAGGAACGGGUGGAAUUUUUACUCUAUCGAUGGCUUCUCGACGUGUCCGCUCAGCAUAUGGAUUGGUGCUGUGUCGUUUUUGAACAUUCCAAACCGACCAUGGGAGUGGAUGAACGUAUCGUAAAAGACGAUCUUGACUUAUCCAGACUAGCCCUCGCCACCCUCUAUUCCAACGAAGGCUCGAUUGAAUACUCUGUUCGUACCUUUGAGUGUUUACCGAUAUUUGAGAAUCCGGAGCAAAACCGAAUGGACAACGAAACAGACGACAUGGCCCAACUAUUGCCUGUAACAGGCACCGCGCUCGGUCUAUUCACCGCUUUGCAAUCCGUAGGUCCAUUUGGGUUGACCAAGAUGAUGGAUACGCUUCAACUGCAUUUGGGAUCGGCAGAAGUUCUGGCCCGGUAUCAUGCAAGUGUACCUUUGCGAUGGUUCCUUGAAGAGCAAACAUCGGCAUCGCAACGCCAGCUCUGUAUUCGGAUGGCAUCCCAGGCCGCGGGCGGCGUGGAAUCCGGCGGUGUACAAUUCGAUAAUGACGACGAUUGGCGAGAUCUACUGGAUGACAUGCUGCGAUUGUAUGAUGGAGGUCAAGGGAUCUUUGGGCUUUUGUCUACCAAGGAAAUCCUGGAAAUCUUUUUUAGCUCACUCUUGCGAUGUGGCCGAUUCCGCUUAGCAAAAGAGUUCAUGACACGGCCCGACCGAGAUCGAUCGCUUGACAUUGAAACGGCGGAACGACUGGUAUUGGAUGCUGAGCACGAAUUCUUUGAUAAUGCGACUUCUGGCAACAUGCAUGCUGGCAGCAUGAAGCAGGCUAUGGAAUGCUUGAAAGUACUUCCACCCACGCAAGCCAUCAAGCGAGAUAUGCACUUGAUCGAAGCAACCCAUAUGCUGAUUUCCGAGUACCAAAUACGAGAUAAAAGUGGGAUGGUCCUGAUGCCUAUCCAGAUACGCCAAUGCAAAGAAAAGCUGGAUCUUAUAUCGAAACUUAUUAAUACCCGCCGUGGAAUCUAUCGGCAACACGAAACUGUACUUGAACUCACUCGCAAACUAGGUUUUGAGAAUGAUCCACUGGUUGAAGUUCGCACACUUGCCAUGCUGGCCAGUGCUGCUCUUGUGGACGAAGACUAUGACACCUCUUACAAUUUGUGCCGUAUGGCGGUAGACAAAGCACAAUCGGAUUCGACUGUGGAUCAGACCUCAGCCUCUGCACGCGAAAUUAAUCAGGCCGUCUGGCAGAUAUGCUUUAAUCUCGGUAAAAUUGAUGUAUACCAAGAUCUGGAUCGACGUCUCGACAUUUUGGCCAUGGCUCUGGUCCUUAGUCCGGUGGAAUACGUGUCGGAUAUUCUGAAUGUAUGGCGUAAAGUGGAUGCCCAGCGACCCGAUACAUCUCAAUUCGGGCUUGCUCAAUUGGCCGAUCUCCGUCACGGUUCGCAAAAUCAAAAUACUUCUGGAUGGCAAGGCUUACUUGAAAGUGCCAAGAAACACCAAUGGUUACUAGGCGAUUUAUUAUCAGCCGUCGAUGGCGCAAGUUCCCCAUCCCCUGAUCGAACAGGACGUAGAAAAAGAGAUCAAUUACGCGAGAUGGUGGGAGGCUGGCUAUUCUAG
Messenger RNA from Radiomyces spectabilis, 2772 nucleotides. RefSeq names its product secretory pathway protein Sec39-domain-containing protein. Gene Ontology annotation, molecular function: SNARE binding. Gene Ontology annotation, cellular component: endoplasmic reticulum membrane; Dsl1/NZR complex. The record is from RefSeq and is a predicted model, not a curated record. Gene Ontology annotation, biological process: retrograde vesicle-mediated transport, Golgi to endoplasmic reticulum. The transcript has 3 exons. Lineage: Eukaryota; Fungi; Mucoromycota; Mucoromycetes; Mucorales; Radiomycetaceae. Bases 1 to 2772 code for a protein of 923 amino acids.